Exophiala bonariae is the source of this 876-nucleotide messenger RNA. RefSeq lists its product as uncharacterized. The transcript has 3 exons. NCBI's taxonomy places the organism in Eukaryota, Fungi, Ascomycota, Eurotiomycetes, Chaetothyriales, Herpotrichiellaceae. The record is from RefSeq and is a predicted model, not a curated record. Bases 1 to 876 code for a protein of 291 amino acids.
AUGCACGUGGUUGCAAGCCUUAUCACUUCUGUGGGCUUCGUUGCCAGAUUAGCUUUCGCACAGGACCAUGGCGACGAUGCUGCCCGAGAGAUGGGUCCGGUAGCAUUCAUGUGGCCACCGGAUCGUCUUUGGGGUGCUGAUUUCGAUAACCAUGCUCCUUGUGGCUCUGCUGCAAGUGUCGGCAACCGAACCGUCUUCCCCUUGUUGAAUGGACAGAUCGCACUGGUAGCACAAGAUGAAUCCUGGCAAAUCCAGGUUGCGAUUUCGCACAACAGCAAUCCUCUCUCAAACGAUGACUUCGAGACUCUCAUAGCACCCACGAGAAUUCCGGAGCUCAAUGAGGGACAUCAAUGUUAUCCAAUACCCAAUCCGGCUGCGGAUGUUGAGGCAGGAGCGAAUGCAACUCUGCAAAUCAAGUACACCUCCGACUUUGACACGGACUUGAACGAGACAUUUUACGCAUGCGCCGAUAUCACAUACGUUGCAACCAGCCAAUUCACCGUACAGGUUCCCUGCUUCAAUGCCACAACCGAUGACUUCGACCUCCCUAGCGAGAAUGACGACGAUGACAACAGUACCUCGACUUCGACAGGCACAGCUGCAGGAGCCUCCGCAACAGCUUCCGGUGCAGUGACCACGUCAAAAGGGUCUUCUUCAGGCCUUUCUGGUGGUGCAAUUGCUGGAAUUGUUGUGGGCGUGGUGGGUGGCGUGCUUCUUGUUGCAGGGGCAUUUUUCUUCCUAUGGCGACGUGGCCAGCAGAACAGACGUCUUCGCCAGCAGCAAGCCAAUGUACGGAAUGUCAAAUGGGAGGAAAAUCCACAAGGAUCGCCACCAUCUCAAAGCUCGAGUCAGGACAUUGGCCUCAGAAAACUCUAG